CUGCUCAUUAUUCCCAUCUAUCGCAGCAGCCGGAGGAGGGAGGACAGGGUGUAGCCUGACACUGUGAGAUCGUCACAUCUUGCGUGCAGUUUAUUACUAGGGGAGAGGCAGCCAGAUAGCACAGAAAGAGGGAGGAAAAGAAAGAGAGAGAGAGCGAAAAGAGAGUGAGAGACCAGACAAGCGCUAGAGAGAUGGCGGAGUGCGGGCGGAAGGCGCUGUCUCUCCUGGAAGCGGCCCGCUCCCGGUACGAGAGCCUACAGAUCUCCGACGACGUGUUCGGCGAGUCGGGGGACGACAGCAGCGACAAUCCCUUCUACAGCACUUCGGCAGACUCCAACUCCGACAACUACUCCGCCGAGCCGGGCGAGGAGCAGCAGCAGCGGGCACUGGGCGACAACGAAAGCAUCCACGGCCGGGGAGUGGGAGGAGGAGGUGGGAGUGGAGCAGGUCCCCCGGGAUCAGUAUCCCGAAGUCAGGCGGAGGAGGACGGAUGGACCGAAGCCCUCCAGGAUGUCACGUUGCCGCUAUUCAAAGACACCUAUGGCCCUGCCCAGAAGAUGCCGGCCAAUGCCACGGCCCUGGACUUCUUCCAGCUCUUUGUCCCGGAUAACUGCAUCCAGAACAUGGUCAUUCAAACCAACAUGUAUGCCAAAAAAUUCCAGGAGCGCUUUGGCGCCGAUGAAGGUUGGUGUCCUGUUACGGCCCAGGAGAUGAAGGCCUUCCUGGGCUUCGUCACGUCCACCAGCAUUCACCGCUGUGAGUCGGUGCUCAGCAUCUGGAGCUCGGGCUUCUUCAGCAAUCGCAGCAUCGCUCUAAAGAUGAGUCAGUCACGCUUCGAAAAGAUCCUCAAGUACUUCCAUAUUGUGGCCUUCCGUCCAUCACAGGGCAGCAACCAGGGCCUGUAUAAGAUCCAGCCCUUCCUGGACUCACUGCAGCAAUCGUUCAGCUGUAGCUUCAGGCCCUCGCAGACACAGGUUCUUCAUGAGCCCCUGAUAGACGAGGACCCCGUCUUCAUCACCACCUGUACAGAGCGAGAGCUCAGGAAGAGGAAGAAGAGGAAGUUCAGCCUUUGGGUCAGACAGUGCACCUCCACUGGAUUCAUCUGCCAGAUCUCCGUCCAUCUGAAGGAGGGCCAAGGAACAGAUGGUCUGUCCACCCUGAAGAACAAGCCUCAGCUCCACAGCCUAGUGGCCAAGCAGCUGUGCCAGAACAUCUCCGGGAAAAACACCAUCAUCUUCACCGGGCCCUCCAUCACCAGCCUCAGCCUCUUCACUGAAUUCAGCAAACAAGAUAUCUACUGCUGCGGUCUGCUGAGUACCAGGAAGAGUGACUGCACGGGCCUACCCCAGUGCAUGCUGGCCUGCAGCUCUACGCCAGCCCAGCGGGGCCAGUCUCGAGUCAUGAUGAAGGGCACCAUCUCCCUGAUAAGCUGGUACAAUAAGGGACACUUCAGAUUCCUUACCAAUGCUUACUCCCCGACUAAACAAGGUAUGAUUAUUAAGAGGAAAAGUGGCGAGAUCCCGUGUCCCCUGGCUGUUGAAGCCUUCGCUGCCCAUCUCAGCUACAUCUGCAAAUAUGACGAUAAGUACUCCAAGUACUUUAUCUUCCAUAAACCCAAUAAGACGUGGCAGCAGGUCUUCUGGCUGACCAUCAGCAUCGCAAUCAACAACGCCUACAUCCUCUACAAGAUGUCCGAUGCCUACCCUGUCAAACGCUACAGCCGGGCGCAGUUUGGAGAGAGACUAGUCAGAGAGCUGCUGGAUCUGGAUGACUGCUCCCCCACACUGUGAGGAGGAGGAGGAGGAGGAGGAGG
This is a messenger RNA of Lampris incognitus (smalleye Pacific opah), 1813 nucleotides long. It is a transcript of the gene pgbd5, whose product is annotated as piggyBac transposable element derived 5. The transcript has 7 exons. NCBI's taxonomy places the organism in Eukaryota, Metazoa, Chordata, Actinopteri, Lampriformes, Lampridae. Gene Ontology annotation, biological process: non-replicative DNA transposition. Gene Ontology annotation, cellular component: nucleus. The record is from RefSeq and is a predicted model, not a curated record. Gene Ontology annotation, molecular function: transposase activity. The coding region runs from base 192 to 1790 and encodes 532 amino acids.